AUUUCAGCUGCUAAAUUUUCCGAGGAUGAGGAGGAAAGGGAGUUGGUUCCUUCGGUUAAGAGAAUUCGAAAUUAUUGUACAAAGGUAAGUUGUCAUUUAACUGAUGAUAUCAGCAGAAUGAGUAGUCCUUUGGUCUUGGUAGAAAACACUCGGAUGAACUCCUGUUUGUUAGCCGAAUCUAGUACUGGACAAUUAAGCCGUGAAGUGGAGGGCAUUGAAAAUGUAGAAAGCAAGGUGAAAGUGCCAGACUAUAUGCUAGGAAAUGCCAGUAAAGAAUUUGUUGCUAGUGAGUCAAUUGUAGAACCAAUCUUUCUAACUGUAGAACCAGUUUAUGAGAUCGAAACAAGGCUGUUAAACUCAAUGGUAUAAACUCUAUGGAGUUUGCUGAGAACAGCAAUAUGUCAGGUGGAAAAUUUCAUAUGGAUUUUACCGUUACAUAUUUUAGAAUUGCAGACGAUGAAGUGGCUAUGGAAGACAGUAAGAAAGGGGAGAAAUUUGAUUUGGCAAGUAGAAGACAAGAAGUGGAAGAUCUUUCUCCUUCAUUUAACAUCAACCUUUCUGAUAUACCGCCUGAAAUAGAUUUGAAUAAGAUGCCAUCCCUAGGUGAGGAAUGUGAGAUAAUACCAGCAGCAGCUAGGGUUAUGCAUUCUGUUACGGAAGAGCAGUUGACAGAACCUUCUACAAAAGCAAAGGUGAACCAGAGGCAUGUUGUGCCUCCAGUAUUGCAGACCCUGAACAAGCCUUUAGGGAGUACCGAUGUUGUCAGUACUUACAAAAGGAGGCAUGGUGUAAAAGAUAAUUUACCAUCCCGGGCUGCACAGAAAUCAAAAGGAUAUAAAUGUUAA
Messenger RNA from Hibiscus syriacus, 845 nucleotides. RefSeq lists its product as uncharacterized. NCBI's taxonomy places the organism in Eukaryota, Viridiplantae, Streptophyta, Magnoliopsida, Malvales, Malvaceae. The record is from RefSeq and is a predicted model, not a curated record. The transcript is spliced from 2 exons. Bases 375 to 845 code for a protein of 156 amino acids.